Molecule: messenger RNA, 2009 nt
Organism: Bufo bufo (common toad)
Lineage: Eukaryota; Metazoa; Chordata; Amphibia; Anura; Bufonidae
Gene: B3GAT2
Product: beta-1,3-glucuronyltransferase 2
Exons: 4
Coding region: 1-1050 (349 amino acids)
Biological process (GO): chondroitin sulfate proteoglycan biosynthetic process; carbohydrate metabolic process
Cellular component (GO): Golgi membrane
Molecular function (GO): galactosylgalactosylxylosylprotein 3-beta-glucuronosyltransferase activity
Source: RefSeq, a predicted model, not a curated record
AUGAAGUCUGUAUUCUACAGUCGCUUCUUCAUCCUUCUUCCUUGGGUAUUGAUUGUUGUUAUUAUUAUUGAUAUUGAUACCAGGAGACCUUCUAAUACCAACAGAGUACCCAUCACCCGCCACUAUUCUCCAUACUGGAAACAUAGGAUUGGUCGGGCAGCUUUGAUGAGACUCCAGCCAAGCGACAUCAGCAUGGCUUCAUGGACCACCAAUCAAGAACAGUUGACUAGCUCUGAUAAUCAGUGGGCAAACAACAAUACUAUGCCUAUUAUAUAUGCCAUCACCCCUACUUACAGCCGACCUGUACAGAAGGCAGAACUUACUCGCCUAGCCAACACAUUCCGUCAGGUUCCUCGUUUACAUUGGAUAGUAGUAGAGGACUCUCCACAUCCUACAGAUUUGGUCAGCCGCUUUUUGGCUGGGGCAGGUUUAAGGGCCACUCACUUGCAUGUACCCACACCAAGGAGAUAUAAACGAUCUGGUUCACCUCGAGCUACAGAACAGAGGAAUGCCGGAUUGGCUUGGCUUAGACAGCAGUACCAACCCAAGACUCAUCAUCAUCCUCAGCGAUCAGAAGUCCAGAAGUCACCUGUACAACAGGAGCACCCUGCAGGCAUUGUCUUCUUUGCUGAUGAUGAUAACACUUACAGUCUGGAGCUAUUCCAGGAGAUGCGCACAACUCAGAAAGUCUCAGUAUGGCCAGUGGGCCUUGUUGGUGGGCGACGGUAUGAACGUCCCAUUGUUGAAAAUGGAAAAGUUGUGGGUUGGUACACAGGAUGGCGAGCAGACAGACCUUUUGCCAUUGACAUGGCAGGGUUUGCUGUGAGUCUUCAAGUGAUUCUUUCAAGUCCUAAAGCUGUGUUUAAACGCCGAGGCUCCCAGCCAGGAAUGCAGGAAUCAGAUUUUUUAAAACAGAUCACGACAGUACAAGAACUGGAGCCCAAAGCAAACAACUGCACCAAGGUUCUUGUGUGGCACACUCGAACAGAAAAGGUCAACCUAGCAAAUGAGCCCAAGCGUCUUCAGGAUACAAUUAAAAUUGAGGUAUGAUCAUCAAAUGCCAUUUUGUAGCGUCCUGGAGAAAGAAUUACCCAUGGAUCCAUAGCUGUGGACUUCAAGAGAUAAUGAAGAAGCUGCCAUUCUUCAGCUUACCCUGAUGAUAUGUUGGCCUUUAGGUGAAGCCUCAAGUUACAGAGAUACAGAGAAGAAUCUCAGAAUAUUUUGGACUUUUUACCACAUGUUUCUUUGUAUAUGGUUUGCAUGUUCCAUACCACAGUUUUUUUUCAACUGGAUUUUCAGUAAUGCUAAGAGGCAUCCCAACAGAGUAACCUGAGGGGUGUUGAUCUUUGCCCUACCCAAACGAAAGUAAAGCUUCCAUAACACAAUAUAUAGAGGAUUCCACUUACGGGAGUACAGCACUCAGUUUAGCCAUUUUCCAUGUCAGUAUUAAGUAAUAUACCCUAGCCCUUUGAGGCUACAUGAAAUACAAACAAUCUGUAUGCUUAUAGAUUAAUACAUGAAAGGAAACAUUUCUUCAAUACUAGGCACCUUAAAAUGUAAAACCCAAUUGACAUAAUCCUGGAUGUACUUGCCCUGAAGAAACUUCUACUGUUCACUUCAAGUCAAUGAGGGCUGUAAGGAGGGGAGAGAAUGCAUGCAAUGUAUCUUCCAUGAAAACCCAGUGGUGUAUUACAUUGCCUCACAACACAUCACAGACCCUCCUGUCCAGGCUUAUGUUUCUCUCCGUUAUGGUGUUCUUUGUUUAGGACACCAUCAACUACAUCACAACUAUUGAUAGAUGUACAUCCAAAAGAGAUACACAAAUGAUUCCCAAUGAUACACUUACAAUUUGCAUGAUUAAAUAUACUUCAAUAUGACUAUAGUUUCUUUGUAAGGAUAAGUAAGGAGGUGGCUGAAGGUGACACUGAAAAUUUGCAAUUACUAACAUGAUACCCAGUACCCUUAAAUAACCCUUUGAUAUAUUUCCUUUAAAACCAUUGCACAAAAAA